AUGGCAAUCAAUAUCGUUGAUGAUGAUUCGAUGAUAUUAAAAUCUGAAAAUGAUAAUACUCGAUGGCAAUGGUCUUCAGUACGUGGUGAAACGCGAUCCAAAAUUGCUCCAUAUAAUAUUACGAAAAAUUCGAAAACAAAACUUCAAAUAACAGAAUUAUUUGAGAAUGAAUUAGAAAAUAAACGUUUUAUGAAACGAAAUCUGCGAAAUUUACGAAACAAGAAGCUCUUGAAUCAAUCGCUUAAGAAACCGAUUGCAGAUCGUAUUGUACGAGAAAUAAAUUUCAAAGAAUUAUGUAAUUCCAUUGAAAAUUUUGAAAAUGAAAUGAAUACAAUGCCAAAAACAUCAACCAAUGGUAUUGAGCAGGAAAUCACAGAAAAUUUUCGGGAUAAACAUUUUAAUGAAGCUAUUCUUGAUGAAAACGAAAAUCAAUUAUUGAAAUCUUUAAAUCUAAAUGAAGCACGCCGAUUACAUCGAGAGAUGCAAAGAUUACGUGUAUUAAUCAGCCACAAUGAAGCUAAAUAUCGUCGAAUAAAACGGAUAAAAUCUAAAAAAUAUCAUCGUAUACAGAGAAAGAGAAAAAAUGCUGACAAUAUUCUGAACGGAAUAAGUAAUGUUGAAAAUACGAUUCAAGAAUCUGAUCGAUUACGUGCUCUUGAACGUGCCAGUUUGAAACAUACGAAUUUAAGUAAAUGGUCUAAGCGGCAAAAACGCAUUGUCAAUUUGUUGAGCAAUCUCGAAAUGCAUUAA
Molecule: messenger RNA, 750 nt
Organism: Dermatophagoides farinae (American house dust mite)
Lineage: Eukaryota; Metazoa; Arthropoda; Arachnida; Sarcoptiformes; Pyroglyphidae
Source: RefSeq, a predicted model, not a curated record